Messenger RNA from Lindgomyces ingoldianus, 1116 nucleotides. RefSeq lists its product as uncharacterized. Bases 1 to 1116 code for a protein of 371 amino acids. The transcript is spliced from 9 exons. Lineage: Eukaryota; Fungi; Ascomycota; Dothideomycetes; Pleosporales; Lindgomycetaceae. The record is from RefSeq and is a predicted model, not a curated record.
AUGAGACACGUGCGACAUGUUGUCGCGUUAAGUUACGACCAGGCGGACUGCCUUUCCACGAAAAGCGUCUUACCGAUCGCAAGGCCCUCGUGUAUCCGUCUCAGCCUCAUCCUUCGAGAGCCUAGCAAGGUUUACGAGCUUGGACUCUCUUCUUAUUGUCCGCGCCAAGUCUUAAAGAUUUCACUGUUGACGCAACCGCUCGACUAUUCUCGAGAGCAUGAAUGCGUACUGGUCGGAGAAGCCUCAGCUUAUCGAAUCGACCGCACCUCAAUUGAACAGUGUCGCGGGCAGCCUCGUGAGAAGAAAGCGGAGAACCCCGGUUUCAAAACCUCAGGGCUGCGAUUUAUUAGGCGAACGGUCAUUAAGCAUAUUUCGACAACGUCGCUGGUCAUAACGAACGUUGUGCUAGUUGUUGGCAGAGAGAGACUGGUCACUGACUUUGGGCCAGUGAAACGCGCCCAAUCCUUCCAUUCUCAAUCUUCCAAGGAUCCUGAAGGAUGGGGAAUUGAACUUGAAACAAACGCUUCCAAUCUCCGUGUCCUCGUUAUUUCACAGCCUACCCCCAAAUGGAGUCCGAAACGCAGUCUUGUUGGCUUGGCGAUAUGUUACAGUAAGGUGUGGCGUGGUUUCGUGCGUGAUGUUUUUCGCGGGAAUGGCCCCAAUGGGGAAGGAAGCUAUACCCUUUCCGGCUUGCGACUGAGCAGACCAGGAACCUUCAUGCGCGAUCUGAUGAAGUGGAAUGUUGAAGCCAACACUGCCAACAAAGACUCACCAGUCUUGAGCACGCAAACCGACUUCUUUAAACGCCUCCCAACUCCCAAGAUGUUUGCCGUGAAGGGGUUACAGGUCCUUUCAGUUCUUCUUCCUCUCGCUCACUCUGCCGUUGUUCCCCGUGAAGUAGUUCCUAGAGAGGAGGUUCACGUUGAUGCAAUCCGCCUCAUGAAAUGCGCCAAUCUCUUCACCGUCAAGGCUGGAAUUGGAGGCUGGGAGCAGGGCCAGGCAGCGUACUGGGAGCGAGAAACCGACUUUACGGCGCAACCUACCGAUCGCGUUAUUUUUGAGAUGGUAAGCCUGAUGCCCCUCCGUAGACGGUAUGGAAUAUCUUUCGCUAACUGA